UUAACCAAACUUCUACCUUUCCUGAUUAGACCAUCUUCCAGAUAAAAAAAAUUAUAAAUGUAAACUAACAUACAGCAUAAAUAGAUCUUUAUAAAGUAUUGAGUAGAAAUAAAAUCCCAUCAUGCUUUGAGUUAGAACUACGAAUAAAUACUUUAGUUAAUAGGAAUCUUUCUUUCUUUUUUGUUUUAUUUUGUCUUUUGUAUUUGUCCUAAUUAUGACAUUAUUACCUUAAGAAUCUCACAUAAACUUUGUAUAUAAUUUAAGAUCAUAACUUAAUCUGUUUCAGAUUAAGUAGAAAAGAAGGCUGUGUGAAAGUGUGUGUUAAGGACACUGAUACCUGUGUAAUGUGGUAACUCUGUAACUGGAGUCAAUGUUAGCAAGCAAGUGGCUUCUGAUCAAAGUCCAACAGCACAAGUCUGCAAGGUAUAUGAGGAAGUGACAGAGAACACUCUCCAGGUUGAAAAGCAAUGCAGAGAAUAACUCUGGUGCUGGGUAUGAUGCUGGUGUCUGCAGUGUCUGCUGCAGGGCAGCCUGGUUUCUUAGAGUCCAUCAUGCUGUCCAUCCAGCAGCGUCCCUGGCUCAUGGGUGUCUACGUCUUCGUCGUUGGACUUCCCCUCGUUCUCUUCGUCAGCUUCGUGUGCCCUGACAAGAGGUUCGGCCCACCAGACCAACCGUAUUACUACAAGAAAACGGAUGAUGUCCAACCAGACGACCUUGAGGUCUCCCCACGGAGAAAAUCGGCAAAAACCAAAAGAUCCCAGAUCAGUGAACAGAGCUCCGCAGAGGAAACAACAUCAACUCACAAGAGAUUGCUGAGCAAGCAGUAAUACUCUCAGUGUGACUAACCUUACUGUUAUUAUAAAACUGCUGGAGCGAUGCAGUCAGGACUCAGUCAUAUAUAUCUGGAACUUCUGACUGUGAUGUGGACAAAUCAGAAGCAGCUCUGAUCCUCUGAUACUGAUUCCCAAAGGAUGUGAAUAGAUCUGCAACUUACAUUUAUUUUAGUAAUUGAUUAAACUGUUGAUUGUUCUGAUGAUUAGCUGGUUAUUCUGACG
This is a messenger RNA of Poecilia latipinna (sailfin molly), 1055 nucleotides long. RefSeq names its product calnexin-like. NCBI's taxonomy places the organism in Eukaryota, Metazoa, Chordata, Actinopteri, Cyprinodontiformes, Poeciliidae. Bases 468 to 827 code for a protein of 119 amino acids. The transcript has 5 exons. The record is from RefSeq and is a predicted model, not a curated record.